AGGUGUGUGGUGCAGCAGCCUGUUUGGCGACUACAAGGAAGCCAUACGUGAGUCAGUGGUGGGAGCCUGGGAGCGUCCCAUCAAAUCUGGGGUCUACCUCAGCCUUUUGGGGGGCGCUUGGGCCUGCUUCUACACAAACCCUGAGGAGGGCUCCUUUGAGACCAGCCUGAAGGAGAUGACCAACCAACUGGGCCUCCUCUCGCCGUGGAUUCGCAAUGGUCUGUCAGACGGCCACAUGCAGAAGCUAGUAAAGCUCCAAAACCAGGGUUGCCUGCGCCAUGUCAGCCUGGGAGUGGCAUCACUGACCUACAGGGCUGACUAUGACCCAGACUCCAGCUUGUACGAGGCGCGCUGCUCGGCGUUAUCAGUGCCCUGGCGUGAGCUGCCCGACCGGAUGCUGGACGUGGGUUUCGCUGGCCGCUGGUGGGUGCUGGACAACAAGAUGAAGGACUAUGACGUGAACGACGAGGAGUUCCGUCACCUGCCGCCGGCGCUCUUUGCCACGGUGCCACCGGCGCCACAGGUGACGGAGCUCAACGAGCAGAUGCACAAGGACUCCUGGAAGCCCAUCGCCAUGCAGGAGGACGAGGAGGGAGAGGCUGAGGGCCGCCGAGGAGGGAGAGGGAGAGGGAGUGGAGGGGACCCAGAGUGAGGCUGUGGGACUGACUCAGGAACAGGCUCAGACAUAAAUCUGUCCCCCAGAGGAUGUACCGAGGAGGAAAUGCUAUCUGUUGACUCACCUGCUGACUAAUUUUACAGACUAACAUGAGGGCAAAUGUGAAGAGUUGUACUCAUCCUCAUAUUGAGAGAGAGAGAGAGAGACUUCAAAUAACCUAUAGGGCAAUAUGGAAGAGUAUUCUUACCAUGCAGUCUGUCAGCAGAAAAUGUGGAAAUGUGAGCGCAAAGCAAAAUACUGACUAUAUUUCAUUACCUGACAUUUUCCAUAUAAUGUUGUGUCAUAACAGUCAUUGUAAUGGGAUUUCGGUUUCUUCUGUCAUUUACAAAAAUGUCAACUUCUGCUGUGCAGCUUCAACCGUUUUGCUAGCUACCAGUCGAUGUCAGAUUAAUUCUAUGGGUCAAGAAAGCAGAUGGUAGCUGUAAUGUACCCUUUCUCUAAAAUGAGGAGAGGAGGAGAUGCUGGUGUAAGAGUUGGAAUUGGAAUUGGAGGAGGAACCCAAUAAAGUAUCUCACAAAAAGCAGAAUUUUACAAUGCUUCUGUAUUCCAGAAUUCUAUGACCUAUGUCAGGCAGUUUGUUGAGGAUCAUGUUGUUUAUCAAAUGUUUCACCAUCUUUAAAUGAAGUAUAAUUGAUAUGAUUUUGAGCAAUAUGCCCCUCACAGUGUGACUACAAGUCUUCCAUAUGACUUUUAUCAAUGGAUCUUAACUGCCUGAAUUAAAUACUGGCUUAAACGAGA
Messenger RNA from Alosa alosa (allis shad), 1414 nucleotides. It is a transcript of the gene timm29, whose product is annotated as translocase of inner mitochondrial membrane 29. Lineage: Eukaryota; Metazoa; Chordata; Actinopteri; Clupeiformes; Clupeidae. The record is from RefSeq and is a predicted model, not a curated record. Gene Ontology annotation, cellular component: TIM22 mitochondrial import inner membrane insertion complex. Gene Ontology annotation, biological process: protein insertion into mitochondrial inner membrane.